AGAGGGGACAGAGAGAGAGAGAGAGAGAGAGAGAGAGAGAGAGAGAGAGCGGGUUGUUUUAAAGGCUGCAGGAGGAAUGAUGUCCUACAUUAAACAACCACAUUACGCGGUGAACGGGUUAACGCUGUCCGGCCCGGGCAUGGAUCUGCUCCACACCGCCGUGGGAUACCCCAGCACGCCGCGUAAACAGCGACGGGAGCGCACCACCUUCACGCGCGCUCAGCUGGACAUCCUGGAGGCUCUGUUUGCCAAAACGCGCUACCCAGACAUCUUCAUGAGGGAGGAGGUGGCUCUCAAGAUCAACCUGCCCGAGUCCAGGGUCCAGGUGUGGUUUAAGAACCGUCGUGCCAAGUGCCGGCAGCAGCAGCAGCAGAGCACGGGUCAGUCCAAACCCCGCCCUCCUAAAAAGAAGGCGUCCCCCGCUCGUGAGUCCAACACUGAAGCCAGUGCCAACGCCACCAGUGGACCUUACAGCCCUCCGCCCCCUCCUCCAGGCAACGCCAUCACCCCUAGUUCCAGCUCAGCUGGUGCCACGGUGUCCAUCUGGAGUCCAGCGUCCAUCUCCCCGCUGCCUGACCCUCUGUCUGUGUCCACCACCCCGUGUAUGCAGCGCACCACCACCUACCCCAUGACCUACAGCCAGGCCCCGGCCUACAGCCAGAGCUACGCAGGAACCUCCUCCUACUUCACUGGCCUGGACUGCAGCUCCUACCUGUCCCCCAUGCACCCGCAGCUGUCGGGCACCGGAGGAGCCCUGAGCCCCAUCACGGCCUCCUCCAUGGGCGGGCCUCUCAGCCAGUCCCCCGCCUCCCUCUCCUCACAGAGCUACACCGCUGCCUCGCUGGGAUUCGGAGCCGUCGACUGUCUAGACUACAAGGAUCAAGCUGCCUGGAAGCUCAAUUUCAAUGCUACUGACUGUCUGGACUACAAAGACCAGAACUCCUGGAAGUUCCAAGUCUUGUAAACAACAGCACGUGGGGCACGGGUGUGAAGUAGAUGGAAGAGAAGUUGGGACACGUGAAUCAGUUCAUGUCUAAUCAACUCGAAUAAUCUUUGUUUUUGAAGUGAAUUCAUGUGUUGAUGCUUCUCUUGUAAUGAACACAUGAAAACUGCGUUUCUAACUUCAACAACAAUCAGCAGUGAAAUCAAACAACAUCUUUAGAAUAAAAUCAUUUUACAACUUUUAAGUGAGCAAAGAAAAAAAAACAAUUUAGCUUCUGGAUAAUGGAUAUUUUGUUUGUUCUUAUGUUUCUUUGGUUUAAUUGAUUUGAACCAAUUGUUUCAAAGUAAAAUGUUGAACUAAAUGUUCGCAGCAUACAAUCAAAAGGUUAAACUAAUGUGAUCCCACACUUGUGUAUUUAUUUCUUCCUCCUAAAGUUGGUCUUUGUACUUUCUGUGAUGUAUUAUUUCUCUUCUAAAAAAGAAAGAAGCUGCUUCUCAUCACCAAUGUUAUUCAAAAAAGACAAAAAAAAAGCGUUGAGACAAACUCAAAGUUCAUUUUCAGGCACUGACAAGAGACUGCACGAGCUCACCAACCCGUGAACACUGUAGCAGACAGAAGCUGAUGGUUCCAGCCCUGAUGGUGUGAUGGAGAAGAGAAGAGCUGCCCUUGAGCAUGGCUGUAGUAAAAAACACCCGUGGACUGUUUGUGUAACAGGAUCAUUUCCACUUCAUUUGAACCACAAUGGUCACACGGCGUGAGGAGAUGACUUCAUCUCACAUAACGUUGCUGACAUAUGUGAUGGUGAGAGAGAGAAAGCUCUCUGCUGUUGCUUCCACGUCACUGCGCUCCAAAGAGAAUUCAAGGGGGCAAUAACACCAACUCCCGCUACAUGACACACACACACACACACACACACACACACACACACACACACACACACACACACACACACACACACACACACACACACACAGUUAGUGGGAAACAGAAGUGCCAUUAACAUUACAACCGUGUGUAAUCCUGAGGUUGGAAACACAUGAGUUCUGACUGCAAAUGGAAUGAUGGGAUGCAGCGUGAGCUCGAGCCAGUAAAUAUGUGAUGAGCACCACUUUAAUGUUUGAUGUUUGUAUGUUUUUCAUAUUCUUAAUCAAAAAGUUUCUUAAAAAAAUCUUGUGAAUUGAAAUAAUAAUUGUGGUCAAUUGACAUUAUUGUCAGUAUUAUUAUUACUCUCAUUGUUAUUAAUAUUAUGUUGUCAGCUGACAUGGACAUUGCUAAUAUUCUCUUUCUAGAAAACUGCCAACUUUUUAUUUUUCUGGUUUCUGCUUCUUGACUUUAUUAUUGUUAUUAUUAUUAUUAUUGUUCUUUUUUCAAACUCAGGGGUUUAUCCAACACAUGUAGCAGUGAUAGGAUGCUUCUUUACCAUUUACUGUCAUUUUCCUGUUUGCAUUAUACUUUAACUUUCUCUGAAUGAAUUAUUUUGUCUCCUGUGUUUGACCAGUAUCACCACGACCACACUAUAGCUCUGAUGUCAUUAAACACAUUCAUUAGA
Messenger RNA from Solea senegalensis (Senegalese sole), 2492 nucleotides. Its product is annotated as homeobox protein otx5-A-like. Gene Ontology annotation, cellular component: nucleus. Lineage: Eukaryota; Metazoa; Chordata; Actinopteri; Pleuronectiformes; Soleidae. Gene Ontology annotation, molecular function: DNA-binding transcription factor activity, RNA polymerase II-specific; RNA polymerase II cis-regulatory region sequence-specific DNA binding. The transcript is spliced from 3 exons. Gene Ontology annotation, biological process: multicellular organism development; regulation of transcription by RNA polymerase II. The coding region runs from base 77 to 964 and encodes 295 amino acids. The record is from RefSeq and is a predicted model, not a curated record.